This is a messenger RNA of Chenopodium quinoa (quinoa), 2521 nucleotides long. RefSeq lists its product as uncharacterized. Lineage: Eukaryota; Viridiplantae; Streptophyta; Magnoliopsida; Caryophyllales; Amaranthaceae. Bases 422 to 2218 code for a protein of 598 amino acids. The record is from RefSeq and is a predicted model, not a curated record. The transcript has 9 exons.
UUUGCUUCCCUCUAUUCUUAAUUCUCUUGUACAGAAGUACAUACAGUACCUUUCAAUACCCCUUUUUCUCCAUUUUCCCAAUUGUCAAUUUCUCACCAUUUUCCCCAUCUUCUCAGAUCUCAUAAAUUCAAUUCUCCAAAAAUACUUCAAAUUUUGAGACGAAAAUCACGAAAAAAAAUACUCCAAAAUUGUAAGAGGAAAAUAAGCAAAGAAAUCACGAAGGCGGCACUCCGGCGGUGGUGGCUGAUAGCGGCACAGGCGGCCUCAAUUUCAUCUUGCAUGUCCCUUCCUUGAGCUGAUUUCUCGAAAUUCUCUUCAAGAUGAAACGGAGUAGACCUAAAUUUUCUGCUUCCAAAAAUCAGCUUACGGAAUUGAAUAUGAGCUGCAACGGCUUCAAAAACUGAAAGACAAUGCAGAAAGAAUGGAAGCCCUAGGAACGACAUCUCUUGCUAAUAAGAUACUUGAAGACAAAACAAAAGCAUUAUUUUGUCCAAGUGCAAUGCUGAAUAGUACACCAGAAAAUGAGGAUGAUGCCUCUACGUCGGAAUAUGAUGGUGAAAAUGAGGUUGAAACUGACAAUCUCACUUCUGGAAAAAGAAAAGCCAGUAAACAGGUUCCAAAGCAAGUAAAUAAAUCAUCACUUCGCCCCAAAACUAUGGCUGAUGUUGUGGAAGUGAAUAGCCGUAAGAAGCAUGCUGUUGAUGAAGUUCAGAACAUUCACUCACUUAAGGUUGCUAGAGUUCAAGAUCAAUGCAUCCAAAAGAAGGAGCAAGUUAUCUCAGAAAAGAAGGGAUCAAAACGAGCGUUCUGUUCUCCUGGUUCCAUGUCAGCGUACCUCGAGUUCCGGAAAAAGCAAAAAGAAAAUAAUGACGCAUUUGUAGCUAGUUAUCAGUCAUUGAAUGAUUCUCUUACAAGAAACACAAGGAUUUGUGGCGCUGCAUUUAAUGAGAAUGACAAUGAUGAUGCGGAUGCACUAAGUAGGUGGCUUGAUGAAGCGGAUGCACUGAAUGAGAAUGAUGAUGAUGUUGGUAAUGAACAUGAAGGUGUUCAAGAAUUAGAAGAUGACCUUCUAUCUAACUAUGGAAGGGAAGGAAUGCAAGAAACAGAACCAGAAAAAGAACUUGAAAAAGCUCCUAACAGAAAAAGGCAUCGAGGUCCAACAAUGCUACCCAAGGUUCAUGCACGAACAAGAGACGAGCGUGAAGUUAUUAUUUUAAACUCACUUGGCCAACCAGUUGGACCUACACGGGAAAUUGUUCAGGAGUUCAAGCAAUUCUUGGGUAUUGUGGCAAGGGAUUCUGAACUUGCACCACUAAAUUAUAUUAACUUUCCAAGUCUACCCACACUUCACAAAAUGUGGGAGUAUGUCCAAGAAAAAUAUAUGGUUCCUGAAGCAGGAAGAGAAUGGGUGAUGCAGGCUAUCAAUGGAAGCUGGAAAGCUCAUAAAUGCUUUACUAAGAGGAACUACUUCUCUGCAUAUCCCACUGAUGCUUUACGAUGGUUUCAUAAGCCAGACACAAUUUCAGAACCUCAAUUUAGAGAGCUUUUGCAAUACUGGCAUUCUAAAGAGGCUGAGGAAAUCAGUAAAAUCAACAAAGACAAUCGCCAACUGUUAGAUGAUAUGCACACUAUGGGCCGUAACUCUUACGCAAUUUUACGCCAUAAGUUGAAACAACAGGAUCCUGAUAAGCAAGAACCUUCUCAAACAAGGGUCUAUAAGGAGUCAAGAAAAAGAACGGUGGGAAGGAAAUACCUUACCAACCAUGAAAAAAUAGAAGAGAAUAUUGCUAAAAUGGAUGCUUUGGAGUCUUCCCAACAUGAAGAUCAAGAUGGUAGUAACUCCAAGGACCCUUACUCUGAAGUGAUUCCAGAUCCUAAGCGCAAAAGCCGUGUACGCUUACAAGGAAAAGGUGUAAAAAAGUCGGAUUUGAAGAAAAAAGAUAAAAAGUCAGAUUUCAUAUUCCCGACAGAAUUUUUAGAAAGUAUGCAAUCUCAAUUAGUACAACAACUUGCACCAAGCGCAACAACUGCAAUUUUGACUCAACUUUGGGAUGCUAACCCUGGGAUCAAUCUUGUUAUUCCUGAUUUUGCGAUUCCAUCGGCUCCAAAGGAUGCAUCUAGUGCGCCACAUCUUCUUGUUGACCAAAAUGGGCAAUCUUCUAAAUCUGGUGCCACAAUUAAUCAGGUGCAUGGGGAGUCAAAUGGAGCGGAAGUAUAGUGACUAGCCAUCUAACAAAUGGUGCAUAUAUGUUGGCGACUCUUAUUCAAGUUCCGGCUUUGUGAAGAUUUGGAUAUUUCGGCUUAUAUAUAUGUUGACAAUUUGUAUUUUGGAUGAUCAAAUUAAUUAUCUAACUUUUAUUUAUUAUUAGUACGGUAUGUCAUAUCAAAAAUAGGCAAGUAAUAUUUUGUAAUGUACGUAUUUUGCAUUAUAAUUAUUAUAUAUAAAUGAUACUUUAAUUUGUUUAUGUUAGUAUAUUUAGAUUUGUACCGACUAAUUAAUAUUAUAUUACCAUUCCAUCCC